AUUUGAGAAGAAAUCGUAAGGGAUUUAAUAAAAAAUUAUAGACAGGCUAUGAAUAAGCCUACAAUGUUCCUAAAUUAUCAUUUUAUCCAUUUUCCAUCCACAUGAUAUGAUCUUGGAACACGAAAGUUCGGUGGUUACCAUAAACCCAAAACAAAAUGAACGGAUACGAUGGCAAUGGCGAUGGGGUAGACACCGAGACCGGAACCGAAACUGAGUUAUUGGGAAGGGACUGGUCCGAGUUGACUCACGAGUGUUUGAUCAACAUCAUUGCGCGACUCACCCUGGAGCACCGAUGGCGAGGACCUAUGUUGGUGUGCAAGUCCUGGCUCAACGCCUGCAAGGACUGCUCACUCAACUCGACGUUCGAUCUCGAUGCUUUGUUCGACUCAUCAACUGAGUUGUCUCGGUGGUGGAUUCCCGAGUUCGAGCGUAAGAUGGAUUCGAUGCUCCGUUCUGUCGUCGCUUGGAGCGAUGGCUCUCUCACCGAGAUCCGCACCAGACACUGCUCCGAUCGCGCCCUCUGUUUCGUAGCAGAAAGGUGCCCAAACCUCGAGGUGCUAUCUAUUAAGAGCUGUCCAAAUGUUACUGAUGCAUCUAUGGCUAAGGUAGCCUUUAAAUGCACCAAACUUAAGGAGGUUGACAUUAGUUAUUGCUAUGAAAUAUCUCAUGAAUCUCUAGUGAUGAUAGGAAGGAAUUGCCCUAAUCUUAAGGUUCUAAAACGAAACUUCAUGAACUGGUUAGAUCCUUCCCAACAUAUGGGAAUUGUCCCUGAUGGGUAUUUGAAUGCUUGUCCUCAAGAUGGGGAUUCAGAAGCAGCUGCAAUUGCAAAGUCUAUGCCUCAGUUGGAGCAUCUUGAACUUCGAUUCUCUAAGUUAUCAUCGAAAGGGCUUGCAUCAAUUUGUGAAGCCUGUUUGAAUCUUGAGUACUUGGAUUUAUGUGGGUGUGCAAAUUUGACAAGCCGGGAUAUCAUCAAUGCAACAUCUGGUUUAAAGAAUUUGAAGGAGAUUAAAAAGCCAAAUUUCUAUAUCCCCAGGUCAGUCUUCCAUACUGAAAGGUAUGGCCAUUGGAGGCUGUAUGAUGAGCGAUUCCAGACGGAUGUUUUUCGUAUUUGAUCAGAUUGUUGAAUGCUACUGGGAAGUUGGAUUCCUUCAUGUUUGCUGCUUUGGUGGAUUGGUGCCUACGUGGUAAUUUCUUAUAAGUUAUGUCUUUGAAUUUUUUUUUUUUCUUUUUUGAAACUUUCUUUGCAUGUUUCUGCAUAUUAUGUCUCAAAUUGUUGUAAAGCCAUUAUUUGUUUCCUACUUGGUCUUGUGCUGAAUAAUUUAUUAAAUAAAAAUGUAUAGAAUUGUUAGUUUUAUUUUGGUUGAAAAAUUGGAGAGUAGUAGCUUCUUCAUAA
Molecule: messenger RNA, 1393 nt
Organism: Jatropha curcas
Lineage: Eukaryota; Viridiplantae; Streptophyta; Magnoliopsida; Malpighiales; Euphorbiaceae
Product: F-box protein SKIP1
Source: RefSeq, a predicted model, not a curated record